AUGCGAGCACUCGCCCGCCCACUCGCCCGCCCGCUCCGGUCUCUCCGCCCGAGCCCGCGCCCCAUCCGCGCCGUCGUCCACCGCACGCACGCUCCUCCCCUCCGUCACGCCGUCCCCUCCGUCCCCGUUCGCCCCUGCCGCCGCUACUCGACCCGCCACCCCUCUUCCCCCUCCGAUCAGCCGCAGUCCUUCGCCGACCCCACCCGCCCCGACCUCUUCUACCACCUCCUCCCCCCGCCCACCCCGCUCUCGCCCACCGCCCCCGCCUUCGCCCUCUCCUUCCUCCCCUCUCCUCCUCCUUCCGCCACGUCAUGUACAAUCAUCGGCUGGCUCCCCGCCGAGGGCGCCGGCGAGCAGGCGGGGCUGAACGAUUUUGUCGAGAACCCGGCGUUUCGGGACGUUCUGCACGAGGCGAUCAAGGAAGGGCUGCAGGAGGGCGUGGACGACGUGCAGAGGAACGGCGCCGCCGCGCUGCAGGAGGGGUGGAUGCACAUCCACGACGCGCGCAACCCCCCCGCGCUGGGCCGCAUCGGCGACCCGGACGACAUCCUCGCCUCCGUGCGCGUCGAACACGGCAAGGUCCUCGCGUCCACCUACCAGCCGAUGCCGUCCUACCGCCUUGCCACCGCCGACGGGCUCACGACGCUCACCCCCGCGCUCGCGGCCAAGCUCCUCGCCGUCCUCCGGGCCCGGGCCCGGUCUGAGCGCGCUUGAGCCAACUCCUGCUGCAAAUGGAUGGGACGGACAGCCCACUUGUUAUUGUGACGCGUGCACAGGUGAGCGGGGGGUGAUGCCACCACUCGGGAGCAGGGCAAGCAGGCCGUCGGUGCGAUACAUCCAAGUGGAAGCCCGCGGGUGAUAAUAUAUGGUACAUCACACGUUGCACCGGGUAAUUGAUCUCGUUAUAUAACAACGGAACAAGUGCACGUCCUCUCCGCGAGAUCCUAUGCACCC
Molecule: messenger RNA, 954 nt
Organism: Gloeophyllum trabeum ATCC 11539
Lineage: Eukaryota; Fungi; Basidiomycota; Agaricomycetes; Gloeophyllales; Gloeophyllaceae
Exons: 4
Coding region: 1-714 (237 amino acids)
Source: RefSeq, a predicted model, not a curated record